AUGGAGCAACGAUUAAAGCAGUUGUCCAGUGAUCGGGAAAAGUGUCCCAGUGUUUGGAGUGUAGAGAAUCUUUUGCUCUGCCAUAAUCUUCCUCAAGUCGCCCCUUUGAAUGUCCAUCGAUGUCUUUCAGCUCGUGGCUUGGACAUUUCAAGUAUUCACAAUGUGGUGAACUUCGAAGUGGCCCGCGAUAUUGACACCCACACCCAUCGAGUGGGUCGUACCGGUCGAGCUGGGGUCAAGGGCACUGCAUACACCCUCUUCGUAGCUGGUCGCGAUCCCGCGGACUUUGCCGCCCAUCUGGUGCGCCACCUGGAAUUAUCCGGCCAAGUUGUGCCCGAUCGACUUCUCACCAUUGCUCGUCAAUGCAACUGGUUUGUGGAGAAUAGAGCCAAAGCGGCAGCUGCUAGAGCUGAGAACCCCCGACCGGGAAUUGGAUUCCAACCUAGGGAAAGACCACCACCCCCUCAAAGCAAAAGUAAAUUUAUUUCUGAAUCAUCGGCCUCGAGUCCUACCGCUGCAGGGAGUGGCACCAGCACAUCACAUCAGCAAUUACAGUUUAUGGCUAUUCAGAACCCGACCUGCGGACCAGCUUCUUUCGCCGCGUCUAGUGCCCACCAGUCAGACAGGUUAGCUUCUAUGAAAGCUGCUUUCACUUCCCAGUUCACUCGUCGUUUUGUGUCGGCGGGUGUGGAAAAGACAAAGUAUACACAUCCAGAACGACUUGGAGACAAUAGUCAAUUCCAAAUGCCACCUCCUCCGGCACCGUCUUCAGAAAAUUCACAAUCCUCUGACUCAUCGCAACCGAAACGUCGAAGAUCUCGGUGGGAUUAA
Molecule: messenger RNA, 831 nt
Organism: Rodentolepis nana
Lineage: Eukaryota; Metazoa; Platyhelminthes; Cestoda; Cyclophyllidea; Hymenolepididae
Source: the annotation of a GenBank genome assembly